AUGCAACAGAUCUCAGUGGAGAUUGGAAAGUGCUUGUCGGAGGAUGGAGUUGUGUCAUUGUUGAUGAAUGAAGAAGUGAAUCCAAACCUGGAAGUGGCAAUUAAAAAAAAAAGUCCCUUCAUCACUCUGGGAGCUGAGACGUCCAAGUGUCACAAAAGAGAAUUUCUCAAUGAGGAACUGGUCAGCGAGGGAGAAAAAUACCCUUUAAAAAUACUUCCUGCUAGAAGUCAAAUGAGGCCCUGGCAGGAGACCAGAGGGAAAAAGGAGAGAGAGGUUUGCGUCUUUCGUGACAGCUGUGCUUCUUCUCCACCAUGGAGGUUCCCAUCAUGUUCUUUGAAGCCUUCUGGACAACCAUCCCCACCUCUGCUAGUUCGGGGGUGUCGUGGCUUCACACUGCUGCUGGCCCAGGAGCCUCAGUUCCAGCCCCAAUCUGUAAAAGGCAAGCACAUUGUGCUGCUGUCAUGA
Messenger RNA from Rangifer tarandus platyrhynchus (Svalbard reindeer), 465 nucleotides. Lineage: Eukaryota; Metazoa; Chordata; Mammalia; Artiodactyla; Cervidae. The record is from the annotation of a GenBank genome assembly.